Messenger RNA from Saxophila tyrrhenica, 3201 nucleotides. It is a transcript of the gene HIR1, whose product is annotated as HIR complex subunit. Gene Ontology annotation, biological process: chromatin remodeling; DNA-templated transcription; regulation of DNA-templated transcription. Lineage: Eukaryota; Fungi; Ascomycota; Dothideomycetes; Mycosphaerellales; Extremaceae. The record is from RefSeq and is a predicted model, not a curated record. The transcript has a single exon. The coding region runs from base 1 to 3201 and encodes 1066 amino acids. Gene Ontology annotation, cellular component: HIR complex; chromatin; nucleus. Gene Ontology annotation, molecular function: nucleosome binding; protein binding.
AUGCGCUUCACCAAGCCGAACUGGCUAGGCCACCACGACGAGAAGAAGGACCACGAAGUCUACUCCUGCCACGUCUCCCCCGAUGCCUCCCGUCUCGCAACCGCCGCCGGAGACGGUCAUGUCCGGAUAUGGUCCACGGAAGCCAUUCUGAACGCGUCCAAUCCAUCCUACACCAAGCCGCGACAGCUAGCCUCCCUCUCCAUCCACUCCGGCACGGUACACAGCGUGCGCUUCAGCCCGAAUGGGAAACACCUGGCCAGCGGCGGCGACGACAAGUUCGUCAUCGUCUACCACAUCGAGCCCGGCAAGCCGCAGCAUUCGACGUUUGGGAGCAAGGAGGAGCAGCCCGUGGAGAACUGGAGGGUGUUUAGGCGGAUGAUUGGGCAUGACAACGACGUGCAGGAUCUCGGAUGGAGCUACGACAGUUCUAUAUUGGUGUCUGUGGGACUGGACAGCAAAGUGGUGGUCUGGAGCGGGAGCACAUUUGAGAAGUUGAAGACGCUCCCCCAACACCAGAGCCACGUCAAGGGGAUUACGUUCGAUCCGGCGAAUAAGUUCUUUGCGACUGCUAGCGACGAUCGGACUAUCAAGGUCUACCGCUUCACGUCUCCGCCGCCGAACGCUUCUGCGCAAGAUCAGACGAGCAAUUUCGUGCUCGAGAGCAGCAUCACUGACCCUUUCAAGACCAGCCCCCUCACCACCUACUUCCGCCGGCCCUCUUGGAGUCCAGACGGAAACCACAUCGCAGCUGCCAACGCCACUAACGGACCUGUCAGCUCAGUAGCUAUCAUCCAGCGCGGGAAGUGGGACAUUCCCGUAAACCUCAUCGGCCAUGAAGGUCCCGUGGAAGUCUGCGCCUUCUCUCCGCGACUGUUCACGAAAGACCCUUACAUAAGCGAUCAAGCUACAGGUACCGGGAUCACUAUCAUUGCCUGCGCCGGGCAAGAUCGCACGUUGAGCGUUUGGAACACGAGCUUCCCACGGCCAUUUGUCACGACGGCAGAGUUGGCGGCGAAGAGUAUCACAGAUCUCUCGUGGAGUCCCGAUGGCCAGACUUUGUAUCUCACCUCGCUGGACGGCACGAUUGCCGCGGUCGUCUUCGAGAAGGGCGAGUUGGGCUACCCGCGCGCUGUCGCUCAGAAUGACAAGAUGCUGGAGAAGUAUGGUGGUGGGAGGAAGAUGGGGAUUGUGGAGAAUACAGAUGCACUGAGGUUGGAAGACAGUAGUAAGGCUGGGGAGCUGGACGGCGUUCGAGAACGGAUGGGAGAGCUGAUGGGCGAGCAGUCGGGCUCUGGUGCAGGUAAAGACGGUGUUGAUGCGGUCAUGGCCGAUUCUACUACGGCUGUCGCGACGACGAAUGGAGUUGCGCCGCAUGAGCCUGCGCAAGUCUCUCCGCCCAAGGAUGCGCAGGCUGAGAGAGUUGAGAAAUUGAAGCAGCGCGUCACCAUCACCAAAGACGGCAAGAAGCGGAUAGCACCUCUUCUCGUGUCGUCUUCGAAUCAAGGCGAAGCGAACAUGCCUCGUCCACAACUCCAGGCGGCCGCACGGAACGGUAUGGGUUCAGACGAGCCCGCUGGCAAGGUCUUGGACCUCAGCAAGCCCUACGAUGGUCUUCCGAAAGGCGGUCUGGCGAGCUUACUGCUGGGUAACAAGCGCAAGUACGCCGAAGUGGACGGUGCGGAUGGCGACGAAGACGGCAGAAGGAGAAACGAAAAGCGCGUGCAAGCCAUGCAGCAGACCGGCGCCACCCCGAUCGUCCACAACACCGUCGACGGCCUCGUGCCCGCCGCUGCUUCCGCCACAGACCAAGCACAACCCGCAGACAUCCCCGACGUCCUGCGCCCAGCCAUCAUCAACCCCAGCCUCAGCGUCUCCCAAAUCCGCCUCGCCGUCCCCAUGGUCCGCAGCGUAAUCCUCCGACCCCUCGAUCCGACCAAAACUCCCACCGAGCCUGAGCUCAACAACGCCGAACCCGAACCCGAACCCAACCCCAACUCUGCCAACCUCGUCUUCGAAGCCCGCAAUCCCGCCCCAGGCACCGGCGCCACCCGCACCGGCCGCGCCGCCGACCGCGAACCCACCCGCAUCACGCUCUCCCGCCGCUCGCAGAUCAUCUGGCAGGACUUCCUGCCCCGCGCGGCGCUGCUCGUGACGGGCAACAAGAACUUCUGGGCCGCUGGUUGCGAGGACGGGAGUCUCUAUACCUGGACGCCUGCUGGUCGCAGAAUGCUCAACGCGAUCGUGCUUGAGGCGCAGCCGGUGCUGAUGGAUUGUCGUGGGUGGAACGUCCUGGUCGUUACGGCGGUGGGGCAGGUGUACGUUUUCGACGUCCGGCAGGGGAAGGGACGGCAUCCGCCGGUUAGUCUGGCGCCGGUGUUGGAUGCGGCGAGUAGUGCGGUGAAUGUGGGAGGUGGGCUGACGCCGUCUUCGUCUCUCAUGUUCGCACGGUUGAACAGCCAGGGCGUCGUCGUGGUGGGGUUGAGUAACGGAGACGGUUUCGCGUAUAACGCUGACCUCUGGUGCUGGCAGCGGCUGAGCGAGGGCUGGUGGGCGGUCGGGAGUCAGUAUUGGAAUACUUCGUCCUCUUCUGCCGCAGCCACUGGUCGGCCGAAUGCGAAUCAGCAGGCGCCGACGGGAACUUUUCUGGACGAUAUUCAGCCUGAGAACGUCUCGGCGGGUAUUAUUCCGUUGCUGGAGCGCAACACCACGUCGCAGAGCUUGGUCAAGGGGCGCGCAUUCUUUCUGCAACGACUCGUUAAGGCUUUGCUGUCGGCGGAAGGGUAUGAAGGGUUUGAGACGGCGGUGUCGGUUGCGCAUCUGGAGAACAGGGUCGCUGCGGCGGCUAUGCUGGGUGCGAAGGAGGAGUUCAGAGUGUAUCUCGUCAUGUGGGCGAAGAGGAUCGGAGUCGAAGGGCAGAGAGCGAAGGUGGAGGAGUUGCUCAGAGGACUGGCGGGAAGCAUGUUUGAGGACCGCGAUGCUGAGGAUGGGGUUGAGGAGAAGCGCGAGCCAGCGCUCGAAUGGGGCGAUGGAGAGGACGUUGUGGGAUGGAAGAGGCAGGUGUUGUUGCGGGAGGUCGUGAUGGUGUUGGGACGGCAGAGGGACUUGCAGAGGGUGGUUGUGCCGUAUGCGAGGGCGCUAGGGGUGUUGGACGGCGAGGAUGAUGGUGAGAGGGAUGAAGUGGGAAUUAUCACGAGUGGGUGA